GAAGCGGCGGAAGCUGGGGCGGCGAAAUCCGGAGGCGACGGAACCCGUGGGCUGUGGAACCUUGGAUGCAGCGGAACCCGUCCGCAGCGCCCUCGGGGCCACCCGGACAAUGCUUGGGACGGAAACUCGGGCGCCGCGGCUUCCUGGUUGCCGGCCGGCCGGGAGGGCUGGGUUCAGCUUCUACGAUGUUACCCUACACAGUGAAUUUCAAGGUGUCGGCUCGCACCAUCACGGGGGCCCUCAACGCCCACAACAAGGCGGCGGUGGACUGGGGCUGGCAAGGUUUAAUUGCUUAUGGAUGUCACUCACUUGUGGUGGUGAUCCAUUCAAACACUGCCCAGACUCUUCAGGUUUUAGAAAAGCAUAAAGCUGAUGUUGUCAAGGUGAAAUGGGCCCGGGAGAACUAUCACCAUAACAUCGGCUCACCCUAUUCCUUGCGCUUAGCUUCUGCGGAUGUCAACGGGAAGAUCAUCGUGUGGGAUGUGGCAGCGGGCGUAGCGCAGUGUGAGAUCCAGGAGCAUGCCAAACCUAUCCAGGAUGUCCAGUGGUUGUGGAACCAAGAUGCUUCCCGGGAUUUACUUCUCGCUAUCCACCCUCCAAAUUACAUUGUGCUGUGGAACGCAGACACUGGCACCAAACUUUGGAAGAAGAGCUAUGCUGAUAACAUUCUUUCUUUUUCUUUUGACCCUUUUGAUCCCUCGCACGUAACAUUGCUCACCAGCGAGGGUAUUAUAUUCAUAUCUGACUUCUCUCCAUCCAAGCCUCCCUCCGGCCCUGGGAAGAAAGUGUACAUAUCCAGCCCACACUCCAGCCCUGCUCACAGCAAGCUGGCUGCAGCCACGGGUGCCAAAAAGGCACUUAAUAAAGUGAAAAUUUUAAUCACUCAGGAGAAACCGAGCGCUGAAUUCGUAACUCUCAACGACUGCCUUCAGUUGGCAUAUCUGCCUUCCAAGAGGAAUCACAUGCUGCUUCUGUACCCUCGAGAGAUUUUAAUCCUGGACCUUGAGGUGAAUCAGACAGUGGGUGUUAUCGCCAUAGAGCGAACAGGAGUUCCAUUUCUACAGGUGAUACCCUGCUUUCAGCGUGAUGGUUUAUUUUGCCUGCAUGAAAAUGGUUGUAUUACUUUACGUGUUCGCAGAUCUUAUAAUAGUAUUGUCAGCGCUUCAAAUGAGGAGCCAGAUCCAGAUCCCGUUCAGGAGCUGACCUAUGACUUACGCAGCCAGUGCGAUGCCAUCAGGGUGACAAAGACAGUUCGUCCGUUUAGUAUGGUGUGCUGUCCUGUCAACGAGAACACGGCUGCCCUCAUAGUGAGUGACGGAAGGGUCAUGAUAUGGGAGCUGAAGUCUGCUGUCUGUAAUCGUGGUUCCCGGAACAGUAGUUCUGGAGUGUCACCUUUAUAUUCCCCUGUGUCCUUCUGUGGGAUCCCUGUCGGAGUGCUACACAGCAAGCCCCCAGACCUCUCCUUGGAUAACAUGAUUGGACAAAGUGCCAUUGUUGGAGAAGAACUUCCCAAAGGCUCAGUCUUGCAGGAGGUGCACCUGAGGUUCCUGCUCACAGGACUGCUGUCAGGACUGCCCCUACCGCCGUUUGCCGUCCGAAUGUGUCCACCCUUGACCACAAAGAAUAUCCACAUGUAUCAGCCCCUGCUGGCUGUCGGCACAGGUAGUGGUUCUGUCCUGGUGUACCAUCUCACCAGCGGGCUGCUGCACAAGGAACUCAGCGUCCACUCCUGUGAAGUCAGAGGUAUUGAAUGGACAAGUUUGACUGGUUUUCUUUCUUUUGCUACCUCAACACCAAACAAUAUGGGAUUAGUGAGAAAUGAACUUCAGCUGGUUGAUCUUCCAACAGGUCGGAGCAUUGCUUUCCGUGGUGAACGAGGCAAUGAUGAAUCACCUAUCGAAAUGAUUAAAGUGUCUCAUUUGAAGCAGUAUUUGGCAGUUGUAUUCAAAGAUAAACCCCUGGAGUUAUGGGAUGUUAGGACUUGUACCCUCCUUAGAGAAAUGUCCAAAAACUUCCCUGCAAUAACAGCUUUGGAGUGGUCACCAUCUCACAACUUGAAGAGCCUGAGAAAGAAGCAGCUCGCCACUCGCGAGGCCAUGGCCCGCCAGACUGUGGUGUCAGACACAGAGCUGAGCAUCGUUGAGUCAUCCGUCAUCAGCCUGUUGCAGGAAGCAGAAAGUAAAUCUGAGCUCAGUCAGCACUUCUCUGCCCGCGAGCAUUUUGUGUUUACUGACAACGAUGGCCAGGUUUAUCACCUCACUGUUGAAGGCAACUCGGUGAAAGAUAGCGCACGGAUCCCACCAGACGGAAGCAUGGGCAGCAUCACCUGCAUAGCUUGGAAAGGUGAUACCUUAGUUCUCGGUGAUAUGGAUGGAAACUUGAACUUUUGGGAUCUGAAAGGCCGAGUAUCCAGAGGGAUACCUACACACCGAAGUUGGGUGAGAAAAAUUCGUUUUGCCCCCGGUAAAGGAAACCAAAAAUUAAUAGCAAUGUACAAUGACGGAGCUGAAGUGUGGGACACCAAAGAGGUUCAGAUGGUGAGCAGUUUAAGAAGUGGAAGAAACAUGGCCUUUCGGAUACUGGAUGUGGACUGGUGCACAUCAGACAAAGUGAUCUUGGCGUCAGAUGACGGAUGUAUCAGAGUCCUGGAGAUGUCGAUGAAGUCCACGUGUUAUAGGAUGGACGAGCAGGAGCUGAUCGAGCCUGUGUGGUGCCCAUAUCUCCUUGUUCCCAGGGCCUCCCUGGCCUUGAAAGCCUUCCUACUGCACCAGCCUUGGGGUGGACAGUACUCGUUGGACAUUUCUCAAGUCGAGUAUCCAGAAAGUGAAGAAAUAAAGACUGUCCUUCAGGAGCAACUGAAUUCGUUGUCCAAUGACAUAAAGAAGCUCUUACUGGACCCAGGAUUCACUCUCUUGCAGAGGUGCCUGCUUGUUUCAAGGCUCUAUGGUGAUGAGUCGGAGCUGCACUUCUGGACUGUGGCUGCCCACUACCUGCACAGCUUCUCCCAGGAAAAGUUGACAGACACAGCGGCGACCCCAGAGGCUGCUCCUCAGGAGAGAGUGAACAACCCCCUUGACAUGUGCUAUGACAUCCUCUGUGAAAAUGCCUAUUUUCAGAAAUUUCAACUGGAAAGGGUGAAUCUACAGGAAGUAAAAAGGUCAACUUACGAUCACACCAGGAAAUGUACAGACCAGCUCCUUCUCUUGGGCCAAACAGACCGGGCCGUGCAGCUGCUGUUGGAGACGAGUGCAGACAACCAGCACUAUUACUGCGACUCCCUGAAAGCCUGCUUGGUCACCACUGUCACCUCCUCAGGCCCUUCUCAGAGCACCAUUAAGCUGGUGGCCACCAACAUGAUUGCCAACGGCAAGCUGGCAGAGGGCGUGCAGCUGCUCUGUCUGCUGGACAAAGCUGCGGAUGCCUGCCGCUACCUGCAGACCUACGGCGAAUGGAACCGGGCCGCCUGGCUCGCCAAGGUCCGCUUAAACUCUGAAGAGUGUGCCGACGUCUUAAAGCGGUGGGUUGACCACCUGUGCUCUCCACAAGUCAAUCAGAAGUCAAAGGCCCUCCUGGUCCUGUUGUCCCUGGGUUGCUUCUCCAGCGUGGCCGAGAUGCUUCACAGCAUGAGGUACUUUGACAGAGCUGCGUUGUUCGUGGAGGCCUGUCUGAAGUACGGCACCAUGGAGGUCACUGAAGAGACAGAGAAACUCGUCUGUGCUGUGUAUGCAGACUACGCCCGCAGCCUGAAGCACCUGGGCUUUAAGCAGGGAGCCGUUCUGUUUGCUUCCAAAGCUGGGGCUGCUGCCCGAGACUUACUGGCUGAGCUCGCGUGCCCCAAGGAAAAGCCUGCGGAAGACUGACGGC
Molecule: messenger RNA, 3864 nt
Organism: Orycteropus afer afer
Lineage: Eukaryota; Metazoa; Chordata; Mammalia; Tubulidentata; Orycteropodidae
Gene: WDR11
Product: WD repeat domain 11
Cellular component (GO): cytoplasm
Molecular function (GO): protein binding
Source: RefSeq, a predicted model, not a curated record